Messenger RNA from Stegodyphus dumicola, 657 nucleotides. RefSeq names its product astacin-like metalloprotease toxin 5. The record is from RefSeq and is a predicted model, not a curated record. NCBI's taxonomy places the organism in Eukaryota, Metazoa, Arthropoda, Arachnida, Araneae, Eresidae. Gene Ontology annotation, biological process: proteolysis. Gene Ontology annotation, molecular function: metalloendopeptidase activity; zinc ion binding.
GUUUUGAAGGAAGUCAGUUCUACUGGCUAUACCCAAACGGGCAACAUGCAGCUUUAUAUUUUUGUCCUAUUAAUCUCUUCAGCAUGGGGACUUCAACUCAGAAAUCCCAUGGAAAAUCCCGAUCUCUUUCAAGGUGAUAUUCUAGGAUUUGAAAAUGUAGACGAACGUAAUGCUGUUCCCGUGGAUUCUCGAAGAUGGCCGAAUGGAGUUAUUCCGUAUAAAAUAGAUAAAGGUCUUGACGACUUAAAAAGUGAAAUCCAGAGAGCAAUGAAGCAUAUCAUGGACAACACUUGCCUAAAAUUCGUUCCAUGGGAUGGAUUAGAGCGAGGUUAUAUCAAGAUCUUUCCCGGCGAAGGGUGCUACUCAUACUGGGGAAGAACGGGCAAGAUCCAACCCGUAUCAUUAGGUUUCGGGUGCGAGCCGAUAGGUACUAUCAUCCACGAGCUGACCCACGCAAUUGGCUUCGAUCACGAACAGAACAGGUCAGACAGAGAUGAUUACCUCAUUAUCUACUGGCAGAACAUUUGGCCUGGUAAGUCCAAAUAUGAAAAAAAAUUCUCUGUAACAAUAUCCCUUGUUUCAGUAGAUUUGGACUUGAAUAUUAUCUCUAAGAUUUCAGAGCUUCUGAUUCGUGGAUCUUAAUUUAUGUUGCAAUUA